This is a messenger RNA of Priapulus caudatus, 2679 nucleotides long. Its product is annotated as arrestin domain-containing protein 3-like. The transcript is spliced from 9 exons. The record is from RefSeq and is a predicted model, not a curated record. Gene Ontology annotation, biological process: protein transport. Bases 273 to 1550 code for a protein of 425 amino acids. NCBI's taxonomy places the organism in Eukaryota, Metazoa, Priapulida, Priapulimorpha, Priapulimorphida, Priapulidae. Gene Ontology annotation, cellular component: cytoplasm.
GGAAGCGAUUUGUUGUGUACACUUGACAUUUGUUAUUACUAUUAGUAAUAGUAGCUCGAUAUAUUUGUAUGAUUAUAAAUAAUUGAAUCAUAGAGAUCCAACUUGGCUGAAUUGAAUGUGCAAGCACUGUUUGAUGUAUGAUACGAGACAUGAACAUGAAAUAACUAACAAAUGUUGAAGCAGUGCAUACGACCAGUGCCAGUGGAGUUCAUGCAAGAUCAGAGAAAUACCAGAUAAAAUGUAAAAGGCACAUUUGAGCAUCAGCCAAUACAAUGGGGAAGUUGAAAGCAUUCCAGAUAUUGUUUUAUAACACACAACCAGUACCAGUGUACUAUGCAGGACAGGUGCUUUCUGGACAAGUGAUAGUGGAACUCAAUGAACCCAUGUCUAUGAGAGGGCUCAGGUUGAUUCUUAAUGGUGCUGCUAAGGUGCAUUGGAUAGAGCACCGCAGCAGUGGGAGUGGAAAGCACAAACACACGCACAUCGUCCAUUAUAAUAACGACGAGCUCUACUUCAACCAUGAAAUUAUUCUGUUUACAAAAGAACCGGGAUCAUCAGAUAACCCAAUGAUGCCUGCUGGCAGGAAUGCCUUUGACUUUGCCAUUCGGUUGCCGCCUCAGAUACCCUCAACAUUCGAAGGCCUACAUGGUGGCGUACGCUAUUAUGCAAAAGCUUGCAUAAACCGGCCAUGGAAGUUUGACCACACCGUUAAAGAGAUGUUCACUGUAGUCAGUGUGCUUGACUUGAACGUCUUGCCACAAGCCGAGAGUCAUGUGUCUGGCCGCAAUGAGAAGUAUGUGUGCUGUUGGUGCUGUAAGCAGGGACCUCUUGCAUGUGAAGCAAGCAUCCCUCGGAUGGGCUAUGUACCAGGAGAAAACAUUCUUGUCUCGGCAGAAAUUGAAAACAACACAAACCGAAAGUGCAACGACUCUAAAGCAAAGCUUACAGUGAUUACCACAUUUUCUGCAAGGAGCAAAACGAGAUCUGUCUCUAAGGUCAUUGGCUUCAUCUCCAAAGGUGAGAUAAAACGUCGAGAGGGUGAGACAUGGACCAAUGAACCAUUGAGAGUGCCGCCUUUACCACCAUCCAAGCUCGUUGGCUGCAACAUUAUUGACAUCGAUUACUUUGUUGAUGUUGAGGUCAGCCCAGCAGGACCUGCAUUGGAUCUGGAUGUGAGGCUUCCAAUCAUUAUCGGUUCUAUACCACUGCGGAGUGUGUUCCAAGGAUGGCAGGCCCAAGAUCAGAUUCCGUUCUCCAAUGCUCUUCAGUCCCAAGAAAACCAUAGAUCAGGUGCGACUAUGCGCUGUCCAGGGAAAGGACCAUCUGAAUCAUGCCCAGCAGGGGGCGUUGUUCAGUGGCGUGGCACUUGUUUAAUCCCAUCGGCACCGGUCGUACCGCCAGCAUAUGACAUCUAUCCAGACUUAUUGCCACCGUCGUACAUGGAGUGCAUGGACAGUAAUGUGGACGCACGAGACUCCAAUGAUGACGCGUACACGAUGGGCGACCUAAAGUACACACCCUGUUACCCUUACUACAACAACCUGCAAUAGCAGUGGCCAAGCAAGUUGUAACGCACCCCUGACAAAAUUGUGUGAUCGAAGAAAUGCAUGUGUGCUUCCAUCUUACAGAAGCGUAUUACCUGACAGAUUACAAAUUCGUUUUUAUAUAAUAUGUUUAUGUAUGUUGUGCAGUCAUGACUUCACUUCUAACAAGUCAAACAGUAUCGUGGAGUUAUUGCUUGACUGUCUUGGUGUCGAUAGGCACUUGAUAAUAUCAGGAGUAAAUAAAAACCAAUGUUUGUUUUUAUUCACUCCGGAUUUAUAUAUAUAUUAUAAAUAGUCAUUUAUAUUAUAAUAUAUAUUGGGUAAUUUAUCUAGAAGUGUGCUAGCUCUUAUAUUGAUGUUAAUGUUACAUAAAUGUUAGUUUACUGUUUUAUCGUAUAUUGCAUAUACUAUUUAUUUAAUUUUAAAUAUAUUUUUGUAGCAAUUUACUUGUUUUGUAUUUUAUUUGAUUCUUUAUCCUAAACUAGCUCUAUGUAUCACUAUCAGUAACCAUAGUUUAGAUAGGUCAUUCUGGAUGAAUUGGGAUAUGUGGUCAUUUCACAAAAAAAGUUUAAUGAAUUUAAAACAGUUUUAGAUUCACACUUCCUCGCAUGCCUUUCAAACAUUCUUUAAGAAAUGACCUUUCAGACCCAGUCACCCAAAGAGAUUUUUCAGGAUCAGACCUGCAGAUGCAGAACAGAGCAAGUACAUACAAUGCAUUUUUUGUUAAAAAUAACGUUCUGACCUGGACGUUGGAGUUCAAUAAUUAAAGGUCAAAGGGUAAAAAGAGCACGUUUUUGUUGUUUGAAUGCCGCAGUAUCAUUUUUUUAUUCACUUGUUACACUCAUUAGUUUCAUUCAUUUAAUUCAUUUUUAAAGGUUCAUGAAACACUUUCCUCAUUUGGCUACCUAUUAAAACCUUUUUGCCACGUUUUGAUCCCCACAAGGAAGUGCUGUUUCUGUAUUAUCUGCAGAAUAACCUUUUGGCAAGUGGAAGGAUGAUCACAUUGGUUUAAGCAAUUUUCAGAGGUAAUAGUUUCACAACUGAUUAUGUAUACGCCAAACAUUUCGUACGAAGUGAAAAAUGAUCUCAAAAUGGAAAUACAAUCAGCAUAUUGGGUCUGUAAAACAGGAGAAAG